AUGACCGGCGUCAAUCCCAGGGCAGGCUGGGAAAAAAUCGGCGACCAAUUUUACCAGAAAGCACAGGUCUACGAGUCAGUGUUCGACCAGGAUCUCGAACUCGAGAACUAUCUCGUAGUCGGUGCACCUUACGGUGGAGCUCUUGCGCUAUGGCGAGACGCGAACAAGAUCACGCGCUAUCGGACAGGGCAGUCAUUGAAAUCAACGAUCGACAUAUAUUCCUCGUCAGGCCGGCUUAUCAGUAACAUCAACUGGGAGAAGGGAUCCAUCAAGGGCCUGGGCUGGUUAGACGAUGAGAGACUCAUUGUUGUAACGGAAGAUGGCACGGUCCAUUGUUACUACGGGCUUCAUGGAGAUUUCAAUCCGUUUUCUCUUGGACAUGGUGCGGAGGAGUACGGUGUGAAGUCGUGCCGUUUCUGGUCACAUGGAUUUGUCGCCCUUCUUACAAACAAUAGCCUAGUCGCAGUGUCGUCAUUCGAUGAGCCAAGGCCUCGACUGCUUGCACGAGCUCCGGAUGGCGAAGUCCAUUCGUGGUCAUUGAUUCCCCCUGCGUACACGCUCUCCAGAUCUGUCGAAGUGCUGCUUGCCAUCGAUAAGACAAUAUUCAUGGUAGAUGCCAGUGAAGCCGAGGACCGAGGCCUCUCAGACGGGCCAUUCAAACAUGUCAGUGUAUCACCAAACGGCCGAUUUGCAGCACUAUUUACGGAAGACGGUAAAGUAUGGGUGGUGGGGAGCGACUUCCAGAAUAAGUACAGUGAAUAUAAUUCGAAAGCGAAGACGACCCCUAACCAGAUCUAUUGGUGUGGCAACGACUCUGUCAUUUUGGCAUGGGAGGACGAGAUUCACAUGGUAGGGCCGGACGGCGCAGCGGUAAAAUACUACUACGACGAUCAAGUCCAUGUCGUCCCCGACAUCGAUGGUGUACGUCUGAUCACGAAUGAAGCCUGCGAAUUCCUCCAUAAGGUGCCCGAUCCUCUCGAAGAAGUGUUCAAGCUCGGUUCAAACUCGCCAGCAUCGGUACUUCUCGAUUCGGUCGAGCUGUUGGAGAAGAAGUCGCCCAAAGCCGAUGAAAACAUCCAACGUAUCAAGCCGAAUCUCCCCGAGGCCGUUGAGACCUGCAUCCGUGCUGCUGGACAUGAAUUCAAUCAAGUCUUACAAAAGUUACUCUUGCGGGCUGCGUCUUUCGGGAAAUCCGUUCUGGAUCUCUACAGCAGCGAUGAAUUUGUGGACUUGUGUGAAGAUCUUAGGGUUCUCAAUGCUGUCCGCGACUAUCAAAUCGGGCUCUACAUGUCAUAUGAGCAGUAUGUUCGGCUCACGCCGGAACGGCUGAUUGCACGAUUGGUCAACCGGCGCGAAUACCUGCUUGCCAUCAAAUUGUCGGAAUUCUUGCAUCUUCCCCUCAACAAAGUCUACGUACAUUGGGCCAGCCAAAAGGUUCGCGGUUCUGCGGGAGAUGACGACGCCAUCCGAGAGAUCGUGGUUGGUCGACUACGGGGCAAAUAUGGCAUCUCAUUUGAGGCAAUUGCCAGAGCGGCCUACGACGAAGGUCGCAGCCAUCUGGCAACAACGCUGUUGAAUCAUGAGCCAAGAGCAGGAAAGCAAGUUCCACUGCUUCUGAAUAUGGAGGAAGAUGAAAUUGCAUUGAACAAGGCCAUUGAUUCCGGAGACACAGACCUUGUCUUCUAUGUGCUGUUACAGUUAAAGAAAAAGCUGCCACUGGCGGCAUUCUUCCGGACGAUAAGUGACAAGCCUGUGGCAGGUGCUCUAGUCGAAAGCUCAGCCAGAUCACAAGACAGGGAAUUGCUAAGGGAUCUAUUCUACCAGGACGACCGGCCUGUGGAAGGCUCAAAUCUACUUCUUGAGGAAGCUAUGCAGCAGCCACAAGUCCAGGCAAUCAUUGACAAGGUUAAACUGGCAAUCAGAUUACUCACAGAUGCCAAGGAUCCGACUGCCAUUUUACAUUCCAAAGCACUGACAGAUGCCAUUCAGCUGCUCAAGAUGCAGGAGGCAUUUGACAAGGACAUCACUGAUAGCAGUGGCAGUUACGUUGGGUUGAGUGUCAACGAGACCAUGUUCCGCCUCAUCAGAUCAGGAUAUAGCAAGCGGGCAGCCAAAGUCCAAAGUGAUUUCAAAGUUCCAGACAAGACUUGGUGGUGGGUUCGACUUCGUGCGUUGACUGCUGCCCGUCUUUGGGGAGAGGUGGAGGAAGUUGGAAAGGCAAAGAAGUCGCCAAUUGGAUGGGAGCCCUUCUACAACGAAGUGCUUGGCGCAGGUAACACUCGUCUGGCAUCUUCAUUCAUUCCCAAGUGCACCACACUACAACCAACCGAAAGGAUCGAGAUGUGGGUCAAAUGCGGCAUGAUUGUGAAGGCGGGGGAGGAAGCAUUGAAAGCUAAAGACCUCUCCGCUCUCGAGUCGCUGCGGGAUAAAGCUAAUGGGCAGCAGUCGGUGGAGCUUGAGAGAAUGAUCACGCAGUUGCGGCCGAGGAGAUAG
Molecule: messenger RNA, 2493 nt
Organism: Exophiala aquamarina CBS 119918
Lineage: Eukaryota; Fungi; Ascomycota; Eurotiomycetes; Chaetothyriales; Herpotrichiellaceae
Exons: 3
Coding region: 1-2493 (830 amino acids)
Biological process (GO): endosomal transport; vacuole fusion, non-autophagic; intracellular protein transport
Cellular component (GO): endosome; cytoplasm; lysosomal membrane
Molecular function (GO): actin binding
Source: RefSeq, a predicted model, not a curated record